AUAAAGCCGCCUUCUCCUUUUCUGCCUUCGCAAUUCAGGAGUUCGCCCGGCGGCAGCGGUGUGUGUAAGACUGGUCCGAGGAGCUCGUACCUACUGUGUGCUGUCCAAUAAACCGUUUAGCCUCCAGGAUGAAGCGGUUAUGGAUAAUAGGGCUCGUCUGUGCCCUUCUUGUAUUCACAUCUGUUAAGGCGGACGAAGAUGUUGACGUUGAUGGCACGGUUGAGGAUGACCUGGGCAAGAGCAGAGACGGAUCCCGGACAGAUGAUGAAGUUGUUCAGAGGGAGGAAGAGGCUAUUCAGCUAGAUGGACUGAAUGCAGCACAAAUUAAGGAAAUCCGGGAAAAAUCGGAAAAACAUGCCUUCCAGGCGGAAGUGAACAGAAUGAUGAAGCUGAUCAUCAACUCUCUGUAUAAGAACAAGGAGAUCUUCUUGAGGGAACUGAUCUCUAAUGCUUCUGAUGCCCUGGACAAGAUCCGGUUGCUGUCCCUGACCAACGAAGAUGCACUUGCUGGAAAUGAAGAGUUAACUGUCAAAAUCAAGGCGGACAAGGAGAAGAAUAUGCUUCACAUCACCGAUACUGGCAUUGGCAUGACCAAAGAGGAGCUGGUAAAGAACCUGGGAACCAUUGCCAAGUCGGGCACCAGCGAGUUCCUCAACAAGAUGACGGAGAUGCAGGCAGAGGGCCAGUCCACCUCUGAGCUGAUUGGCCAGUUUGGUGUGGGCUUCUACUCUGCUUUCCUGGUUGCCGACAGGGUCAUCGUCACAUCUAAGCAUAACAAUGGCACACAGCACAUCUGGGAGUCUGACUCAAAUGAGUUUUCAGUUAUCGAGGACCCUCGUGGCGACACUCUGGGCAGAGGAACCACCAUCACCCUUGUCUUGAAAGAAGAAGCAUCGGACUAUCUUGAGCUGGAGACCAUCAAGAACCUUGUGAGGAAGUACUCUCAGUUCAUCAACUUCCCCAUCUACGUGUGGAGCAGCAAGACUGAGACAGUUGAGGAGCCCAUAGAUGAGGAAGAGGCUGAGCCAGAGGCGGAGAAGGAUACUACUGAGGAUGAAGCUGAGGUGGAGGAAGAGGAUGAAGAGAAGGACAAACCCAAGACCAAGAAGGUGGAGAAGACUGUGUGGGACUGGGAGCUGAUGAAUGACAUCAAGCCCAUCUGGCAGAGGCCUGCUAAAGAAGUAGAAGAGGAUGAGUACAAAGCAUUCUACAAGACCUUUUCAAGGGACAGCGAGGAGCCUAUGAGUCAUAUCCACUUCACUGCUGAGGGUGAGGUCACCUUCAAGUCCAUCCUCUUUGUCCCUGCCUCAGCUCCCAGGGGUCUUUUUGAUGAGUAUGGGUCCAAGAAGAAUGAUUUCAUCAAGUUGUUUGUACGUCGAGUCUUCAUCACUGAUGACUUCCAUGACAUGAUGCCUAAAUAUCUGAACUUCGUCAAGGGUGUGGUGGACUCUGAUGAUCUCCCCCUGAAUGUGUCCAGAGAAACACUGCAGCAACACAAAUUGCUGAAGGUCAUCCGCAAGAAGUUGGUGCGCAAGACCCUGGACAUGAUCAAGAAGAUUGCCGAGGAGCAGUACAACGACAAGUUCUGGAAGGAGUUCGGAACCAACAUCAAGCUGGGUGUGAUUGAGGACCACUCCAACAGGACCCGACUGGCCAAGCUGCUGCGAUUCCAGACCUCCCACAGCGAAUCUGGACUGGCCAGCCUGGAGCAGUAUGUGGAGAGAAUGAAGGAGAAGCAGGACAAGAUCUACUUUAUGGCUGGAACCAGCAGAAAGGAGGCUGAGUCCUCUCCCUUCGUGGAGACGCUGCUGAAAAAGGGUUACGAGGUUAUCUACCUGACUGAGCCUGUGGAUGAGUACUGCAUCCAGGCUUUGCCUGAGUUUGAUGGCAAGCGCUUCCAGAAUGUGGCCAAGGAGGGCGUGAAGUUUGAGGAAAGUGACAAAGCCAAAGAGAAGAGAGAAGCCCUGGAGAAGGAGUAUGAACCCCUCACCACUUGGAUGAAGGAUAAUGCCCUGAAAGACAAGAUUGAGAAGGCAGUGCUGUCCCAGAGGCUAACAAAAUCUCCCUGCGCACUGGUGGCCAGUCAGUAUGGCUGGUCUGGAAACAUGGAGAGGAUCAUGAAGGCUCAAGCCUAUCAGACAGGAAAAGACAUUUCCACAAAUUAUUACGCAAGUCAAAAGAAAACUUUAGAAAUCAACCCCAGACAUCCCCUCAUUAAAGAGAUGCUGAAGAGAGUCAAGGAUAAUGCAGAAGACCAGACAGCCUCAGAUCUGGCAGUGGUCUUGUUUGAGACCGCCACUCUGCGUUCUGGCUACCAGUUGGCUGACACCAAGGCCUAUGGAGACAGGAUAGAGCGCAUGCUAAGACUAAGCAUGAAUAUAGACAUCGGUGAACAGGUUGAGGAGGAGCCAGAGGAGGAACCAGAAGAGCCAGCAGAAGACGAGGCUGAGGCCGAGGAUGAGGAAGAGGCUCAAGCAGAUGAGGAGGCAGAAGACACGGAAGCUACAGAGAAGGAUGAAUUGUAAAGAAUCUGCAAGCAGGGGAAGGGUUAUAGGUUUGGACUGGGAGGCAGGGUGACGGCUGGAUCCAGCAUGGCCCAUCCUUUCUCUCUGCUAGGGUGGGCUUUAGAGGGGGUGUGACUGGGAUUAGGGCUGGGUGUUUUUUUUUAUAAGGAGCUGCUUUUGUGUUUGAAUUUUUUUUUUUUUAAACAUUCCUCAUGACUGUAAAUUUGUUAAUAUUUAACUGACCCGGUUAUGGAGUGCUGUUCCUGUCACGUGAACCAUUAAAUGUUUCCAGAAAUGGA
Molecule: messenger RNA, 2803 nt
Organism: Colossoma macropomum (tambaqui)
Lineage: Eukaryota; Metazoa; Chordata; Actinopteri; Characiformes; Serrasalmidae
Gene: hsp90b1
Product: heat shock protein 90, beta (grp94), member 1
Exons: 18
Coding region: 129-2525 (798 amino acids)
Biological process (GO): protein folding
Molecular function (GO): ATP-dependent protein folding chaperone; ATP hydrolysis activity; ATP binding
Source: RefSeq, a predicted model, not a curated record